AUGGCCCAACCCAACGACGACGAAUCAUGGGGUGAUAUCAGCAAAGAGCCCGAAACGAGAACCGACAGCGACUCGGACGAGAAGGAGGUAUCCCAGCACUUACCCGCAAGGGCUAAGGGCAAGCGGCCUGGUGUUGAAUCAGAUGGUCAAGAUGAGACUGGGGCCGAGGAUGAAGAUGAGCUCGUCGGGGUUAAGGGGAAGACUCUAAGGGCUAAGAGGCCUGCCAAAGAGAAGAGGGAGGGGAGGGAGACUGUGCCUGGCAACAACAACUUCGCCAAGGCAUCCCAACGGCGUGUGAUAGGAUACGAAAAGAUUGCUAAUGGGGAUCGCGGAAGAUUCCAUGCCACUACUGUCAAUGAACUGAAGCAGCGGCUGAAAGACUUGGGUCAAAGGGUGGGGGGCAUUAAAGUCGAACUUUUUCUGAGAUAUAAAGAACAGGCAAGCGUUGAAGAGUUCAAAAUGUUACCCAAGGGACCUGACAACGAGGACGGCGAGGAGGACGAUAGGAAUGGCGAGGAUCAAAAGAGUGGUGGCGAAAAGGGUACAGAGAGUGGUAGUGAAGACGGCGACAGUGGCGAGGACGAAGCGAAGGACGACGAGGUAGACAACGAAGAACGUGAUGUCGAAAAGAGUGAUCGCAAAGAUUUUGGGAUUAUCAACGACACUAAGGGUGAGAUUGAGACUGAUAUUGAGGCUUACAAAAGAAGAGGUGACCAUUUAAUAUCAAAUGGAGCUGAGCCAGUUGGUUGUGCCCCAGAUGUCAAGAUGAGGGAAGCAGAAAGGCAUGAAGAUGGAAACGAAGACCAAAGUGAAGACGGAAAUAAUGGAGAUCAAGUUGCCAAACUUCCGCUCCAGAAUGCUUUUGUCACCGAAGGUCCUGCCAAACGUAGGCGGGAUUCGAACUCUUCUCGAGGAAGCAAGCGCGCCAAACAUGCAAACGUGGAUCUGCGUGGCGGCGCAGGUGACAAAAAUGUCGAUACAACGCAUGUCACACCCACAAACUACUAUAUCCCCCAGAACCUAUUGGACCAAACACUCCAACAGCUCCUCGUCAAGCAGCCAGAUUUGUUCCAGCCGGGUGCACCGGUACCUUCAAAUCACGAUAUCACAUUCCGUGAGUAUCUUCGAGACAAUCCCAAGGCUCGACUAGACAUGGCCCGAUCCGGACAUAUGGGAGACCAAUCAUUCCCGGAACACGACGAAGAAAUGGUUGACUGA
Messenger RNA from Truncatella angustata, 1218 nucleotides. RefSeq lists its product as uncharacterized. The record is from RefSeq and is a predicted model, not a curated record. Bases 1 to 1218 code for a protein of 405 amino acids. The transcript has a single exon. NCBI's taxonomy places the organism in Eukaryota, Fungi, Ascomycota, Sordariomycetes, Amphisphaeriales, Sporocadaceae.